AUGGGUGACGCUUCGGCCACCAACAUCAAGGUGGUGUGUCGCUUCCGGCCGCUCAACAGCGCCGAGCUGGCCCGGGGCGACAAGUACAUCCCCAAGUUCCAGGGGGACGACUGCGUGGUGAUGGGGGGUAAACCGUUCUACUUCGACCAAGUGUUCCGCUCCAACACCACACAGGUGGAGUUUUACAACGCUGUGGCUCAGAAGAUCGUCAAAGAUGUCCUGGAGGGUUAUAAUGGAACCAUAUUUGCUUAUGGACAGACCUCCUCAGGAAAAACACACACUAUGGAGGGGAAGCUCCAUGACCCUGAGAUGAUGGGCAUCAUCCCCAGGAUCGUGCAGGACAUCUUCAACCACAUCUACUCUAUGGACGAGAACCUGGAGUUCCACAUUAAGGUGUCCUACUUUGAGAUCUACCUGGACAAAAUCAAAGACCUGCUGGACAUAACAAAGACCAACCUGUCUGUGCACGAGGACAAGAACAGAGUCCCGUAUGUGAAGGGCAGCACUGAGCGCUUCGUGUGCACUCCAGAGGAGGUCAUGGAAGCCAUAGAUGAAGGCAAGAGCAACCGCCACGUGGCCUUCACAAACAUGAAUGCAGACAGCUCCAGGAGCCACAGCAUCUUCAUCAUCAACAUCAAACAGGAGAACACUCAAACAGACCAGAAGAUGACUGGGAAGCUCUACCUGGUGGAUCUGGCAGGGAGCGAGAAGGUGGGGAAGACGGGGGCAGAGGGCACGGUUCUGGACGAGGCCAAAAUGAUCAACAAGUCUCUGUCUGCUCUGGGCAACGUCAUCUCUGCUCUGGCUGAGGGCUCGACCUAUGUCCCGUACAGAGACAGUAAGAUGACGAGGAUCCUGCAGGACUCUCUGGGGGGAAACUGUCGCACCACCAUGGUGAUCUGUUGCUCCCCUUCAGAGUUCAACGAUGUGGAGACCCGCUCCACCCUGCUCUUUGGACAGAGAGCAAAGACCAUCAAGAACAACGUGAGCCUGAACGUGGAGCUGACGGCCGAGCAGUGGAAGAAGAAGUGGGAAAAGGAGAAGGACAAGAACAAGACCCUGAGGAGAACCGUGAGCGGGCUGGAGGCGGAGCUGGCCCGCUGGAGGAAAGGUGAGACGGUGUCGGUGGAGGAGCAGUUUGACAAAGAGAAGGCCAGUGCAGAGGUGCAGGCUCUGGACAUGGCCCCUAACAAUGACAAGGCGGCCCCCAGCGCGGCCCCCAGCGCGGCCCCCAGCGCGGCCCCUGGAGCUCCAGGGAACAAGCUCACAGACGCAGAGAAGGAGAAGUACGAGGCAGAACUGGCCAAACUCUACAAGGAGAUGGACGACAAGGAUGAGGAGAUCAACCAGCAGUCUCAGCUGUUGGAGAAGCUGAAGGAGCAGAUGUUGGACCAGGAGGAGCUGCUGACGUCCUCGCGCCGAGACCAUGACACUCUGCAGACGGAGCUGAACAGACUGUUAGCGGAGAACGAGGCGUCAAAGGAGGAGGUGAAGGAGGUGCUGCAGGCCCUGGAGGAGCUGGCAGUGAACUAUGACCAGAAGAGCCAGGAGGUGGAGAUCAAGACCAGGGAGUUUGAGGCUCUGAGUGAGGAGCUCAACCAGAAGUCUAGCUCCCUGGCCUCCAUCGACUCAGAGCUGCAGAAGCUCAAGGAGAUGACCAACCACCAGAAGAAGAGGGUCACAGAGAUGAUGGCCUCCUUGCUCAAAGACCUGGCUGAGAUCGGCAUCGCAGUGGGCAGCAACGACAUCAAGGUGCAACAGGAGAGCAGUGGGCUGAUAGACGAGGAGUUCACCAUGGUGCGGCUCUACAUCAGUAAGAUGAAGUCUGAGGUGAAGAGCACGGUGAAGCGCAGCAAGCAGCUGGAGAGCUCCCAGGCCGAGAGCAUCCAGAAGGCCAAGGACACCGAGAGGGAGCUGACCGCCUGUCAACUGCGCAUCUCCCAGCAAGAGGCCAAGAUAAAGACGGUGUCAGAGAACCUCCAGAAUGUGGAGCAGAAGAAGAGGGAGCUGGAGGAGACAGUGGACUCUCUGAACGAGGAGAUAGUGCGUCUCAAAGCCCAGGGAGAGAUCAGCCUGGCCCACGGACUGUCAGAGAAAGUCAACGCCAUAGACAAGGAGAACGAGAGCCACUCUGACAACCAGUCUGUAACAAAGCCCACAUUAAGAGCCUUCUCCUUUAAGGAUGCAGUAGAGAGGCAGAUCCGCUCACACAGAGAGGCCCAUAAGGAGCAGAUCAGUAAACUGAGGAAUGAGCUGGACAGCAAGGACAAGCUCAUCGCAGACAUCCAAGAGCUGAACCAGAAGAUCACACUGGAGCAGGAGACCCUCAAAGUGGAGCAUGAGAAGCUGAAGGCAGCAGACCAGGAGAAGAGCCAGCAGCUCCAGGAGCUGCAAGCUCUGCAGGACAGAAGGGAACAGGCCAGACAGGACCUCAAGGGCCUGGAGGAGACUGUGGCCCGGGAGCUGCAGACCCUGCACAGUCUGAGGAGGCUCUUCGUCCAGGACCUGUCCUCCAGAGUGAGAAAGAAUUCUAAACUGGACUGUGACGACCCGGACAGCAGUGCUGCUCAGAGGCAGAAGAUCCACUUCCUGGAGAACAACCUGGAGCAGCUGACCAAAGUCCACAAGCAGCUGCUCCGGGACAAUGCAGACCUGCGCUGUGAGAUCCCCAAACUGGAGAAGCGUUUCCGGGCCACCAUCGAGCGCGUCAAGGCCCUGGAGGCCGCUCUGAAGGAGGCCAAAGAGAACGCCGCCAAGGACCGCCAGCGCCACCUACAGGAGAUGGAGCGCAUUAAAGAGGCGGCUGUCAAACCCAAGAACAUGGGCCGGAGAGCUUCUAUAGCCAAACCCAUCCGCCCAGGUCAGCUGCCAGGAGUCGCACCCAGCCCCAGUAUGACCCGCCCCAACCUGCUCAAGGCCGGAAACAGGCAAGAACACGCCUCCUACAGUUCUUUUCUUCUCUAG
Messenger RNA from Boleophthalmus pectinirostris (great blue-spotted mudskipper), 2964 nucleotides. RefSeq names its product kinesin-1 heavy chain-like. The record is from RefSeq and is a predicted model, not a curated record. Gene Ontology annotation, molecular function: microtubule binding; ATP binding; microtubule motor activity. Lineage: Eukaryota; Metazoa; Chordata; Actinopteri; Gobiiformes; Gobiidae. The coding region runs from base 1 to 2964 and encodes 987 amino acids. Gene Ontology annotation, biological process: mitotic spindle organization; microtubule-based movement. The transcript is spliced from 26 exons.